AUGAACUCUCGAUGUCAACUGGACUUGACUGACAUGCAGUCAGAGCCAGAUAAAGAUUAUCGAUUCAUUAUGAGUUAUCAAGAUCAUUUAACCAAAUUCACAAUUCUUCGUCCUCUUAAGACGAAGACUGCCGAGGAAGUGGCCUACCAACUCAUAGACAUAUUUUGUUUAUUCGGUGCCCCAUGUAUACUUCAAAGCGACAAUGGUCGUGAAUUCGUAAAUAAAAUAAUUAAAAGUUUGGUCGAUAUGUGGCCUGGAAUGAAGCUUGUUAAUGGUAAACCGCGACAUUCUCAGAGUCAGGGUUCGGUUGAAAGGUCGAACCAAGAUAUUCGUGACAUGCUGGUAGCGUAG
Camponotus floridanus (Florida carpenter ant) is the source of this 351-nucleotide messenger RNA. RefSeq names its product KRAB-A domain-containing protein 2-like. Gene Ontology annotation, biological process: DNA integration. The record is from RefSeq and is a predicted model, not a curated record. Bases 1 to 351 code for a protein of 116 amino acids. The transcript has a single exon. Gene Ontology annotation, molecular function: nucleic acid binding. NCBI's taxonomy places the organism in Eukaryota, Metazoa, Arthropoda, Insecta, Hymenoptera, Formicidae.